Enhydra lutris kenyoni (northern sea otter) is the source of this 1695-nucleotide messenger RNA. Its product is annotated as thrombospondin type-1 domain-containing protein 4-like. The transcript is spliced from 6 exons. Gene Ontology annotation, cellular component: extracellular matrix. Gene Ontology annotation, molecular function: metalloendopeptidase activity. Lineage: Eukaryota; Metazoa; Chordata; Mammalia; Carnivora; Mustelidae. The record is from RefSeq and is a predicted model, not a curated record. The coding region runs from base 1 to 1695 and encodes 564 amino acids. Gene Ontology annotation, biological process: extracellular matrix organization.
AUGACAGCGGGAGGCCGCGAGUGGGGGAGGGAGGAGGGACCGAAGGAGCGCGGAUCCCCGUUCUCCCGAUCGCAAACUCCGAGCUACAGCUUUCCGCGCGCACCCGAGCCUCUGGCCGCCCGCUCAGCCCGACGCCGAAGCGGGGCGCAGUGGGAGCCCGUGCAGGGCGGGCGCGGGGCGGCGGCGGCGGCCGUCCAUGCGGCGUGCUCCGGGCUGCCGGGCGCCGGGAAGCACGCGGGGGCGAGGCUAGGCGGCCGCCGGCCGAUCCGGGACGCGGACCGCCAGGUCCCGCAGCGGAUGGCGGCGGCCCAGGGCAUCCCCGAGGACAGCGGCGGCGGCGGCUCCCCGGGCGUGUGGGGCGCCUGGGGGCCCUGGUCCGCCUGCUCGCGCAGCUGCAGCGGCGGCGUGAUGGAGCAGACGCGGCCCUGCCUGCCCAGCUCGUACCGCGCGCGGGGGGCCCUGCGGCCCGGAGCGCCCCCGCGCGCCUUCGCGGGCCACGUGGUGUCGGCCGUGCGCACGUCGGUGCCGCUGCACCGGAGCCGCGAGCGCCAGGAGCUGCGCGCCCCGGUCGGCCCCGAGGCCAGCCGCCAGGGCCCGGGGUCGCGGGGCAGCCGGCACCCGCAGGCGCGGGCCCGCGACCCCACGGCGGAAAGAAGGUACACGCGCCCGCCCGCCACCUCCCCUGCCCGUGUCCCUGCCCUUGUCCCCCGCCUUGCGCCCUCCCCCUCCGUGGAGCCUCUCUGCGCCGGCUUCCAUGAUGUCCCCUUCUCCUGGGAGGCCCGCCCUCCACCUCCCCGGUCUGCCACAGGCUCUGUCCCAGAGUUUCCAUCCCUACCCAGUCCCCUCCGUUGUGACCACAGCGUCGGGGUUAACGGGGAACACCCUGUGACUCCUUUCAUCUCUGUUUGUGUGUCUUUCUUCAGGAGCAGGACCCGCGGCCCCAUCGGCCCUGGCAAGUAUGGCUACGGUAAGGCCCCGUACAUCCUGCCACUGCAGACGGACUCGGCACACUCGCCGCAGAGGCUUCGGAGGCAGAGGCCUUCCAGGUCGCAGGGGGCAUCGGGUCCCAGCCACGGCUACAGCCCGCCGGCCCACCGGGCUCCCCAGCACGGGUCUCUGUACCAGAGUGACGGGGGCCCCCGUUCUGGACUGCAGACCUCCGAGGCCUCCGUCUACCAGCUGCCGUUGACCCAUGACCCAGGCUUCCCCGCAGCUUCCAGUCUCUUCCAUGGCCUGGAAAGCGGCAGCAGCCACGACCCGGGGGCCCCCAGGGCAGCGCAGAGCUCCUCACAGCCCGCCCGGUCUGCAGCCAUCUCCUGCAUCGGGGCCUACCGACAGUACAAGCUGUGUAACACCAACGUGUGUCCAGAAAGCAGUAGAAACAUCCGGGAAGUCCAGUGUGCGUCCUACAACAACAAGCCCUUCAUGGGACGCUUCUAUGAAUGGGAACCGUUUGCAGAAGUAAAGGGCAACCGGAAGUGUGAGUUGAACUGCCAGGCAAUGGGCUACCGCUUCUACGUCCGCCAAGCUGAGAAGGUCAUUGAUGGUACCCCCUGUGACCAGAAUGGCACGGCUAUCUGCGUGUCUGGGCAGUGCAAGGUGCACAGCGACAGGAAGGGAUGGAGUAUAUUGGUUAAAAACAUGCCCUCAGAAGUCGACCGCCUGGAUUCAAAUUCUGCCUCUUCCACUGUGUGA